Molecule: messenger RNA, 552 nt
Organism: Penicillium egyptiacum
Lineage: Eukaryota; Fungi; Ascomycota; Eurotiomycetes; Eurotiales; Aspergillaceae
Source: the annotation of a GenBank genome assembly
AUGAAAAUGACAGUUUAUCUGGUGCAGUCAGCGUACCAGUGGUACUGCUCGCAGAAAUCCAAGGACGACCUCGGCCUCCCCGACCUCAACCGCCCCAAUGCCAAGGGGCAGGUUGAUUUGUUCCUGGGUGAACGCUUCUGCCGGUAUAACAACUGCCCAAAAGAUUCCCCUGCAACAUCCACCAACAAUCUGCGUAAGCAUUACGCAGAUAAGCAUGCAGAUAUCACAUUGGCAAGUUCUGGUGGCCGGCCUAGCUUGCAGGAUGAGAAGGAUGCUGUUGAAUUCUACGUUGCAAUCCGGGAUGAGUACGAUGCGAAGGUUGCUGCUAUAGCAGAAGUAAAGCCAGAGAUCCCUCGCAAAGCAGAUGGAACAGUCCACCUUACCAACAUGCGGAAGGUUGCUAGAGAACGCGGUGGUCAGGUCCCGUGCGAACCAUGCAAAGACGCCGAGGAUAGCGCAGGUUGUUGCCGCGAAGAGAAUGCUGACCGCUGCGAUAAUUUCGACCUGUUCGCUACUAGGGAGGGUGGCUCUAAAGGUGAAGAAGCAGAGUAG